Messenger RNA from Sparassis crispa, 717 nucleotides. RefSeq lists its product as hypothetical. Lineage: Eukaryota; Fungi; Basidiomycota; Agaricomycetes; Polyporales; Sparassidaceae. Bases 1 to 717 code for a protein of 238 amino acids. The transcript is spliced from 5 exons. The record is from RefSeq and is a predicted model, not a curated record.
AUGACUUACACCGACCAGGACCUCAACCGCGACAUGGGCAUCAUCAGUGAAUUCGCUGCGAUCCCCAAGCCCGACGACGUCUUCGUGAGGGUCCAAUGGGAGAUGGCACGGACUCACAAAUUGAUUGUCCGCUACUGGCAACAGAUCUACAAGCAAUUCAGUACUUCCGCACCUGUAGACGAUGCCGAGAACUACCUCGGUUACGCCGACCACUGGGUGAAGAUGGUGCAAAUCCACCACCAGCUUGAAGAAGAGAUCCAAUUCCCCAUGUGGGGUCCCUAUCUCGACACGAGCAAGGACCACACACAACACGAAGAUCUCCUGGUUCCGCUCAAGCACUUCCAAGAAUACCUGUCCGCCAUCGCUACAAAGACUGAGCCGUGGUCCGCUACCAAGGCCGAGGAGCACGCCCAGGCGGUUCUCCCGCCCCUGAUGCUCCACCUAGUCCAUGAACUGCACACGCUCGACCCUGACGCGCUGCGCCGCAGCGGACUCACGGAGGACACGCUACGCGCGGUCGACCGUGCAGUUGGCGAGAAGGCGCGGACGCUGUUCGAUAUGGCCAAGGACGUUCCUGCUAUGCUCACGCAUAACGAUGGCGCGACUGACUGGCCCCCGGUGCCGUGGCCGAUCACGCCCGAGAACAGGAUGCCUCUUGAGUUGUACAAGGCGCACGAGGGCUGGUGGAAGUACUCGACAGACCCGCUGAAGGUGUGA